Danio rerio (zebrafish) is the source of this 1671-nucleotide messenger RNA. It is a transcript of the gene casp22, whose product is annotated as caspase 22, apoptosis-related cysteine peptidase. The record is from RefSeq and is marked validated. Gene Ontology annotation, molecular function: cysteine-type endopeptidase activity; cysteine-type peptidase activity. NCBI's taxonomy places the organism in Eukaryota, Metazoa, Chordata, Actinopteri, Cypriniformes, Danionidae. Gene Ontology annotation, biological process: proteolysis; protein maturation; regulation of apoptotic process. Gene Ontology annotation, cellular component: nucleus; plasma membrane; cytoplasm.
AGUGUAGGCGUGAUCCUAAUUCUCUAGUCGACCCUGCAGCGACGGCUGGACCAGAUAAAACUGAAUUAAGUUUUUUAAUUCGACGACUUUUAUAAAACGAAAUGGCAGAUCAACUUUUGGAAAACCUUCGCCCUGAUCUGAUUAAAGGUUUAUCAGAGCGCGUCAUCAAUGGUUUGCUGGAUGAUCUUCAGCAAAAAAAGGUGUUUGGCGAAGAGGAGAUUGAAGACAUCCAGCAUAGGAUGAAAACACGGGCUGAUCAAGCUCGCCAUGUGAUUGACGAUGUGAAGCGAAAAGGAGUCAAAGCAAGUGAAAUUAUGCUAGCAAGCUUGAAGACCAGAGACCCUCAUCUCUACGACACCCUGGGCAUUGAAAGACUAUUAGUACCAGUUCCUGAGACAGAGCUGACCCCUAGUCAACUUUCUGAAACGACUGGCUGUUCUACGGAUAAGACCAACACCAUGAAUGAGUACGAGAUGAAGAGCAAUCCACGUGGACUUUGUCUAAUUUUUAAUAAUGAAAACUUUAAAGACCCCGACAUGAAACGACAUGGAUCCCAAAUGGAUACCGCUUCUCUGAAGGACUUGUUUGAAUGGCUGGGCUUUUCGGUUGAAAUCAAGCAAGACCAGACUGUAUCUGCCAUGAAGAGGACUUUAAAAGAAUACAGUGAGGAUCGCAAGCAUGGAGACUGCUUCGUCUGUUGUGUUCUGAGUCAUGGAAAUGAGUCUGGUGUUCUCGGAUCUGAUGAAAAGAUAUGUCCUGUGGAUGACAUCACAUCCCCAUUUAAUGGAGCCAACUGCUCCUCUCUUGCCGGCAAACCCAAAGUGUUCUUCAUCCAGGCAUGUAGAGGGCAUGAAAUUCAGAGCAAAGUGAUGGUUGCAGAUGGUUCUGGUGGUAGUCGUACGCAAAAACCUGGCAGAGUAUCUGUCAGCAUUCCCAAAGAUUCAGAUUUUCUGAUUGCCAGGUCCACUGUAGAGGGGUAUGUGUCGAUCCGUGAUAGAACUAGUGGAACCUGGUUUAUACAAUCCCUUUGUGAGAAUUUAAAAGAAGGAAGUAAACGAGGCCACGACAUCUUGAUGAUUCUCACAAAGGUCAAUAAUGACGUAAGCCGUAAAGAAGGCUCUUUAAAAGUUAAAAAUGAAAUAGUAGAUGCAAAAGUGACCCCUCAGCCUAUUUUCACUUUGAGGAAGCUUCUCAUUUUCAGACCUCUGAAGAAAACAGGCCGGUUCUCUUAAACAGAUGAAAACAGGCUAAAUGUUCAUCCCCAGAACAAAUAGAAAGAAAGGUCUCCCAAUCAGACAAAAUGUCUACAACAUUCACCUUUGCUUUUGUUAUAUUUGCUAUUUUCUUAAAUAUGUGUUUUACUUUUAACCAUGGAGAGUAAUUUGAACCUAACCUAACGUUUUGUAUUUUUAAACUUUCUCACUUGACUAAAUGCUAAUAUAUGCAUGUUGUAAGAGUAUGGAAAAUAAUAAUAUAACCAAACUGUUGAUAUCAUAUUGUUUUGCUUAAUAGGACAAUUGGGACCAUUUAAGAAAAAAGGAUGUUAGAUAAUCUGACAUUUAAUUGUGUCGAUACAUUUAUAAACAUGAAUGCUUUUUAAAUGUCAAUAGUAAGUAUCUGCUUUUUACCCACAUGACUUUUUUCUUUAAUAAUAAAUGACUUUAAAGUCUC